Messenger RNA from Python bivittatus (Burmese python), 1792 nucleotides. The record is from RefSeq and is a predicted model, not a curated record. Lineage: Eukaryota; Metazoa; Chordata; Lepidosauria; Squamata; Pythonidae.
UCUUACAUUUAUUUUUAUUAUUUAGAUACAAAUAAAAGGAGAUAUUAGGCUUGUACGUAAAAUUGGGAUAUUAAAGUAGAACACAAACUACUGUUAGUGAAUUGCUUUCAGAUAUUUCUGUGCGUAUGGGAUGGUGAGGCAACACAGUAGGAAAAUUAAGACCCUUUAUUUGUUGUUGUUGCAGAUUGCAGAGGGGAUGGCAUACAUUGAAAGAAAAAAUUACAUACAUCGGGAUCUGAGAGCAGCAAAUGUUCUAGUUUCAGAGUCACUUAUGUGUAAAAUUGCUGAUUUUGGCCUUGCAAGAGUAAUUGAAGAUAAUGAAUAUACAGCCAGAGAAGGUGCAAAGUUCCCGAUCAAGUGGACAGCACCAGAAGCCAUUAACUAUGGUUCUUUUACUAUUAAAUCGGAUGUUUGGUCCUUUGGAGUUCUUCUGUAUGAAAUAAUUACUUAUGGAAAAAUUCCUUAUCCAGGUAUGAGUAAUUCUGAUGUAAUGGUAGCUCUUCAGCGUGGUUAUCGCAUGCCAUGCAUGGAAGCUUGCCCCUCUGAGCUUUAUGAUAUCAUGAAAACAUGCUGGAAAGAUAAAGCAGAAGAGAGACCAACAUUUGAAUAUUUACAGAGUGUCCUUGAUGAUUUCUACACAGCUACCGAAGGACAGUACCAGCAGCAGCCAUAGAAAAAAGGAACUAUUGCUCUUACUUCCAAAUGGCAGAGGCCUUUUAAUAAGACAAUGUGGUUGAGCCAGUUCUUUUAUAUUUACAUACAUACAUGUGUGGGGAUACCCUAAUUGAUUGUGGUUCCUGAAACUGAAAACUAGAGCUCAAGUGAGCAAGACAGAUUAUCAACAUCCUGCUGAAGGCUUAGAAGUUCUUUUCUUCCAUGAUGCUUUCUUUGUAUUUAUGUUAAGUAAACAACUAGAUAAAAUGAUUCUUUAUAUAAUAGAAGACCAUCCUCUCAACAGAAUCCUGGCCCAAAUAAUUUUUAAGACGUGCAAGCAAAACCAAAACUCCAUGAAGACAAUCAAAACUUACUCCAAAUAGCCAUGCGCAACAUGCAUCUGGAAAAAAAAUAUUAGUCUGUGUUACAGCCAAGCUAGAAGUUAUACAGGGGACGGUCAGCUGCUGCAUUUUCUUUAUUGAAAAGCUGCCAACGGUAUUGAUCAUUGGGGUCCCUUUAUCUUUCUACCAUUUCUUUGCACAAAAUAAUUAGCUUUUGUAAAAUCCAUUCUCUCAGUAUGGCUGAAAAUUUCCCUUUAAAGGCAUCCUUCAGAAAUGGGUAGUAUGAAAUAUGCUGGAAUUGAGAAGGAACAACAUCACUUUAGAAUGAUUUUUUUUGUAGUUUUCUGGAAUUUAACAGCUAUUUACCAUUCUUAGACCCGUUCCCCCCCCUCCCCCAAUUAUAUCAUUUUGUCAAAUGUGUUUGGAGUAAAAGCCAACUAAAAUGUUAAGCUUCAGGAAUACAAUUGCAUAUUACAAAUAAAAUUAGUAUGUUUUGGCACAUAUACACUAUACAGUGAAAGACAAUUUGCAUUUUAAAAAAAUCACAUUUACAAGCAAGUGUCCUAGCACACAAUUCACAUUAAACCGCAAACAGUAUGGUAUACUGCCAAAGGUAUCUCACAGGAUUUUUUAGUAAUCCCCCCCACCAAAAAUUUACUGUAUUAUAUACUGGGAAGACACUGUUUUGGGUGAAUCUUCUGAAAUGCUUAUUCACCAUUCUGUUAGUACUGGAACACAAUGACAAUAUUCCCAUGCUCUGUAUAACAGUAUUGGCCAGCACUACUUUUUUUUUUUUU